AUGAGUGGCUGGGGCAUGGACCAAAGAAGUGCUAACCAGCAGAAUAUCCAGUUCAACCAUCUCUCACAAAAAGACCUGCCGACUUUCUUACAGGCACUUGGAAUCGGCUUUUCAAAGAAUACCGUAACGGAAGAUUACCAACUGACGAGGGAAAAACUCGGCACUGGAAUUAAUGGAUCUGUCGUCAAAGUGAUUCAUCGUCAGACCGGAGCCGAGGGCGCACUGAAAAUCAUCAUAAAAGAAAGCAGAAAUUCAGAACUCGAAGUCAAACUUCAUGCUUAUGCUUCUCAAUGCGAAAAUGUUGUGCGUAUUUUGGACGUGUAUGAAAAUAUCUACCGGCAACGACCGUGCUACUUGUUGAUAAUGGAGUGCAUGCCAGGAGGAGAGCUUUUCGAUAGAAUUCAGAAUACAACGCAAACGAAGAUAACAGAAAGGGAUGCGGCCGAUAUUAUGAGACAAAUCGGCAAUGCAGUCAUGUUUUUGCACCGCCGGAACAUCGCUCAUAGAGAUCUGAAGCCAGAAAACUUGCUCUAUUCCGAACGCAACUUCCAGUCAUUACUGAAGCUAACUGACUUUGGUUUUGCGAAAGAAGUGACUCAAAAGGGUCUUGAAACACCGUGCUUCACUCCCUAUUAUGCUGCGCCAGAGGUUCUGAACGAAAAGCAAAGAUACGACAUGUCCUGUGAUGUUUGGUCGAUGGGCGUAAUUAUGUACGUCUUGCUUUGUGGAUACCCGCCGUUUUAUUCUGACCACGGUUUCUCCAUUUCUCCGGGGAUGAAAAAGAGGAUUAGACAAGGUGAAUACACUUUUCCCGACAAAGAAUGGAAGAACAUUUCACUAACGGCCAAAGAUCUCAUCAAGCGAAUGCUGACUGUAGAUGUCAACAAGCGAAUCGACAUUUACGAGUUUAUGAACUCUCCUUGGGUGGCAAAUGUUCGCGAAGUUCCUUCCACCCCGCUAUUUACUUCGGCAAAUAUGAUGGAAGACCCGGAUUGCUACCGAGAAACGCAGCGGGAAAUGGAAAGCGCGUUGCAAACAAUGCGAGUCGACAACAAAGUGAAAAUCCGCGAUGUGAAGCAUUCAAAGAACCGUCUGAUCGAGCGCCGCAAGCAGAAGAAAAUGGAAGCUGGAGCGGCUCCUCAGCAAAAAGUAACAGCCUGCCCGAACUUUACAAUCGCCUGGGAAGACUCGAUAACACCAAAGUUCAACUUGAGGAAGGGUCACUUCCUGACCGCAGCAUUCUCUUAUGGACCGAACAAUCAGCUCCGCGGUUUUCGUGAAACUGUAAUGCUCGCAAUUAUUACGAAUAGAACGUUAAUUGUUCCUCCUUUUUACAAACACGGGCGUAAUGAUAAGUUGGCGGUAGAGGAGCCAAUUGCUCAGCCAAGCUUGCGGGUCGACAUCAAAUCUCUUCGAGAGCUCAUCCCUGUCGUCGACGGACAUAAAGUUGCCAACACCUGCGAUUAUGCUUUCGAUGCUCUCUUCAUGGCAGGCAAAAAUUACUGCAAAGAUGGAAAGUUGAAGAGCAUCGCUGACUUCACUGGAUUUUUCAAAUUUGGACCGAUGCAGCUUGCUAAGAAUACUGGAAAACAUGAUUGUUCAGUUAGAGUUCCUACUUAUCCCACAGGCGUCGACUCGAUGAAGAAGCCUUUGAGAUAUUCUCAGAACCAUACGAUGAUCGCGGAGCUCUAUGACUCAAAAGAAAAGUGUCCACUUUGGUUAUUCCCUUACAGAACUAUUGACUUCGACAGGCUGAGCAUACCCAACCCUCCACGCGAGUCUGACAACUUCAAGUUCCUUCAAAAAAUUGUCUCGGCGACACAACGCCCAGAGUUCAUUAGAAACGUUGCCGCGAAAUUUCUUCAGAGAUCAGAUCUUGGGUCAGAAUAUAUGGCGAUUCAUUGGCGAUAUUCUCAUGGAGACUGGUUCAAUCACUGCGAAAGGGGAUCGCGGAAGAGAAGAGGUGAUGACAUUGAAGAGGAUGGCGCAUGUACGAUGGCAAGAGUUUUGAUGGAUGAACCGGAGAAAGUCGCGGAUUACCUUGCAGAAUAUGUUCGAAUGUCUUACGGAAGAGUGAAGUCGAUAUAUUUUGCUUGUCCGCCGACAGAAAUGGAGUUUAUUCUCAAGAUUAGGAAGAUUCUCCGAAAAGAUGGGGUGAAAGUCUAUACUGCGCGAGAGAUGAUUGGGUUUCUCGACAAGAAUUUCGUCCACUGCGAUGAGUUUGCGAUGAACAAAUACGAGCUAUUAAGUCUGAUCGAGCAAGAGAUCUGUUCUCGUUCUUCUACCUUUCUACGCGCUUCUGGGAGCAGCUGGAGUCUUAAUGUUCACUACGAGCGAAUUCUAUCUGAAGAUGGCUUAGAAUACAAAAAGACCGACAUGCGAAAUAUGGACUUUUUUAGUGGAACAUGGCUCGGUAUUAAUCUUUGCUACGGAAUAGCCGUUGCAUUGGCCGUUUAUGUUUGCGGAAAAGUGAGUGGUGGUCACGUAAACCCCGCAGUUACGAUUGUUGAAGCAAUUGAAGGACGCUUAGCAAUCAAGGAAGCUUGCUUCUAUGUUAUCGGCCAGGUUAUUGGAGGUUUUGUUUCUGGAGGCGCUGUAUACAUGUUAUACGCUGACAUGGAGAAGACAGCUGAGACAUCGGGCAUUUUUGCGACUUAUCCGAGAAACGACGUGUCGAUGGCGCAGGGUUUCGCCAACGAAGUUAUUGGAGCCUUAUUUCUUCUUCUUUUUGUAAGAUCCGUUACCGACAAGAACAACAAUGGCGCUCCAGCUGGAUUAGAGCCAUUCUUCAUCGGCGGAAUCGUCUUUGCCAUCGGUGCUGCAUUGGGUGUCAACACUGGAUACGCUCUCAACCCUGCUCGAGACUUGGGACCUCGAUUGUUCACUUUUGUUGCUGGCUGGCCUACAGUGUUUACGAGAGGAAAUAACCUUUAUGAAUGCCACUUUUGGAUCCCUAUCGUUGGCCCGAUUGUUGGUGCCGUUCUUGGAUCAAAGGAAUUGUCUACAAACAAUCAAAAGUUAUACUCCGUUUCUAUCGGGACUGAGCUUGAGCGACAGCAGAUUUCAGCAACCGAAGGAACCUACCGGAAAGUAUCUGACUCUAGACGAGAUGAGGAAGCCAAAAUCAACGAAGAAAGUGAUAUUUAA
Oikopleura dioica is the source of this 3147-nucleotide messenger RNA. The record is from the annotation of a GenBank genome assembly. Lineage: Eukaryota; Metazoa; Chordata; Appendicularia; Copelata; Oikopleuridae.